AUGGCAGAGGAGGCACCUGAUAGCGAGGCUCAUGGUCGAGCUUCGUCUCCUUUAUCAUCUUUCAGAGGUCGGUUGGACAUGGACGCGUUCAAGUUCGAGACGGGAGAGUCACCACAGGAGAUCUCGACAGCAGUCCGGCGAAGCAAACGGCUCUCAUCUAGCAUCACCAUGUCCCUCACCGCAGCCACGACCUUUCCUGCAGCCCAACCUGGAGCAACAAAGAACGGGAAGAAGCGCAAAGCAGACGCCCUGGCCGACGCCACACCCCUAGGAGGCAAUACUUUCCCGACCCUGCCCGACGGCUCAACUGAGACAGCCUCCUCAACGCCUCCUGCGCCGUCAGCUACCAAAAAGAAACGCAAUCGCCCCAAAGCAGGCUACGCACCACCCUCUGUGUACGCACACCUCCCCUAUCUCCCAGACGCCCUCGCGCCCAACCUCCUCGUCCUUUUCUGCGGGCUUAACCCUGGCGUGCGGACCGCCCAGACAGGCCACGCUUACAACCACCCUUCCAAUCGCUUCUGGAAGCUCAUGUACUCGUCUGGCGUGCUGCCCGUGCCCUGCACCGCAGAGGAGGACCGUACCCUACCGGAGCGGUUCAGCUUGGGCCUCACUAACAUCGUGGCCCGGCCGAGCCGCAACGGGGCCGAGCUGAGCAAGGCUGAGAUGGACCAGGGCGUGAGCAUCCUGGAGGACAAAGUGCGGAGGUGGCGGCCCGAGGUGGUGUGUGUCGUGGGGAAGAGCAUCUGGGAAUCUGUGUGGAGAGUGCGGCACGGAGGGCGGAGCAUUAAGAAGGAUGAGUUCAGGUAUGGAUGGCAGGACGAGGGCGAGAACAUGGGCGUUGGGGACGUCACUGCAGACGAGAAGAUGGACGGUGUGGUGUAUCAAGACGACUGGAAUGGUGCGAGGGUGUUCGUGGCAACGUCCACAAGCGGACUUGCCGCCACGCUGAGGCCGGAGGAGAAAGAGAAAAUCUGGCGGGAGCUGGGCGCGUGGGUUGAACAGCGGCGGGCUGAGAGAGACGCUCCUCCUUGA
This is a messenger RNA of Cryphonectria parasitica EP155, 1035 nucleotides long. Its product is annotated as DNA glycosylase. NCBI's taxonomy places the organism in Eukaryota, Fungi, Ascomycota, Sordariomycetes, Diaporthales, Cryphonectriaceae. The transcript has a single exon. Gene Ontology annotation, biological process: base-excision repair, AP site formation. The record is from RefSeq and is a predicted model, not a curated record. Bases 1 to 1035 code for a protein of 344 amino acids. Gene Ontology annotation, molecular function: mismatch base pair DNA N-glycosylase activity.